Molecule: messenger RNA, 1782 nt
Organism: Lachancea lanzarotensis
Lineage: Eukaryota; Fungi; Ascomycota; Saccharomycetes; Saccharomycetales; Saccharomycetaceae
Gene: AIM21
Product: LALA0S01e09274g1_1
Exons: 2
Coding region: 1-1782 (593 amino acids)
Source: RefSeq, a predicted model, not a curated record
AUGAGCUCAGACGGAAAAACGGAAGAUUCUACGGUUCCAGUGGUUCCUUCGAGACCCACAAAACGUUCAGAAGGCUUACAAGAGAAUAAGUUGCCUGUCAUACCCACUAGUCGACCCUUGAGAAAUCGCACUACAGGGUUUUUGAACGAAUUAGCCCCCAAAAUUCCUUCUACAAGACCAAUCAGACGACACACUGAGGAGUUUGAUGUGAAACUAGACGAUAACGGCGAAAAAGAGGAUGUGCAGCCUCCAAGCGAGACAGGACAAAAUGCGGUCAUCGAAGAGAUGUCCAGGAAGGUUUCUCAAGACUUUCCAAGGAAUGAAGAUCAACCCGAUGAUACCAUCAAUGAGUCGAAUGAAACUAUCGGAUCAAAAAGUGAGAAAACUCCGCUCCCCUCUCAAAUAGAGCUGAGCAAAACUAACUCAAGUGGGCUUGAAGUAGAUAACGAGACGAUUCCAGCUGUUGAUGAAGUUUCAACAUCAAUUGGCGAAUCAAAGCCAGCCGAUAAUCAUUUCACUCCAGAAUUUGAAGGGAAGGUAUGGACCAAUGUUACCACUCCCACAAUUUCCUCAAAUUCCGUGAAUGUGGAGGCAGACACUCAGCGAAGUGAAAAUCCAAAGAGCCCUAAAAAUAAUGUAGCCUCAAGCCCUGGCGAAGAAGCUAUGAAGGACACUUCCGCUAAAGUUGGCGCUCCAAUUGAGAAGACGGACCGAAACGUCUCAAAAGAGCCUAUACCUUUCCACCUUGGAAAGACUGAAACGACAACUCUAAUAGAGGAUGAGGCAGUAAUCAGCGGUAAAGAGCACCUAAAAGAGAUUUCAAAAACUCCCGAUUUAAGCCCCGAGGUGCUCAACGGAGAAGAACCUCUUUCUGUGGCAGCUCAACCCACAAUAGGUUCAAGUGACAUCGUUUCUUCUUCACCGCCAAAAGAGCAGCCAAUCUUAACUCCGAAAAUACCAGAGAGACCUGCUAAGAGAGCUCCGCCAAAGAAGCCAUCUUCAAAGAUCGCGGCUUUCCAGGAAAUGCUCAAGCAGCAACAGUUACAGGAUCAAACGAAAUCGAGAGGUGGUGAAGGGAAUGGGCAGCCUUUGCAUGAUCGGAGAGCGAAAGUUGCAUCUAAUCUGAAUGGAAUUUUUGGCCUUCCAAACAUGGGCGGUGGGCUCGUUCCCAUUCCACAAUCCGUUGCACCACAGAAAGAAAAUGAGAUUAGCAAAGCGCCUGUUACCAGUAGUUCAAGUAGUACAGAAAAAAGAGUGGAACCAACCGCACAACGAAGAGCAAAAGGCCCGAGAGGUCGAAAGCUUCCAACACACCUAGCGGGGGUGGAAAAAGUCGAAAGUAAAGGAAGCCCCUAUGAGAUCCAAGUGGUCAAAGCUUGGUCCUUGAGCUUUCAAGCUAAGGUUACAGAGCCCAUUCAGGUUCCAAUCGCCGAGAACACUCGUGAAGGAGGGCCGGAAGACGGAGAAGUGCCAGAUACACCAGCCUCGGGCUUGAAGGCGGCGGUUAUAGGUCAAAAAGUCUGUAUACCGGAUGAAAUUUCAGCAGUCGCUAAAAUAGAUGCGGAAAGUAGCGACGAUAAACCAAACAUAGAGGACGGCUCCCUGAGCUCAAAAGGUGAUGACGUCGAUGCAACUUAUGAUAUAGUCAAUGAUUUGCUCGAGGAUGAUGAGCAAAGAUCUUCCAUUAGCGGCGGAGAGGAUACUCAAACACUAAACCGCAACAUUGAGCAGAGAAAAAGCGAAACCAGGAUCGGAGAAAACCUCAAUGACCUGCUAGAGUAA